AUGGCGUCUAACACUCCACUCUUUGCCGGGGGUGAAAACUCCGAGCAACUCACAUCCGAUACAGAGGAGCUGCGACAGCAAGGAUGGGCGUUAGAUGACGAGAGAAUGGGAGUUUCCAAGACCUUCCAUUUUAAAAGCUAUUUCAAGGCAGUGACAUUCAUGAGCACGAUCGCCUCCGAAAGCUCGGUGAAGAAGCAUCAUCCCACUAUGACUUUGCGUAUCGGCACUGUGGAUGUCCAUUGGACAACGCAUCACCCCCUUGGCCUCACCCGCAAAGACAUUUUGAUGGCUAGAUUUUGCGACAGCUUGGCUAGUGUGAUGAAAGCUGUUGAGCCUGGUCAGGAAUUGAAUUGUGGAUCAGGAACAGAAAAACCCUCCAAAGCCUGA
Messenger RNA from Penicillium nucicola, 387 nucleotides. RefSeq names its product 4a-hydroxytetrahydrobiopterin dehydratase. Gene Ontology annotation, molecular function: 4-alpha-hydroxytetrahydrobiopterin dehydratase activity. The coding region runs from base 1 to 387 and encodes 128 amino acids. Gene Ontology annotation, biological process: tetrahydrobiopterin biosynthetic process. The record is from RefSeq and is a predicted model, not a curated record. NCBI's taxonomy places the organism in Eukaryota, Fungi, Ascomycota, Eurotiomycetes, Eurotiales, Aspergillaceae. The transcript has 3 exons.